Trifolium pratense (red clover) is the source of this 1809-nucleotide messenger RNA. RefSeq names its product tyrosine-specific transport protein. The transcript has 14 exons. Bases 140 to 1585 code for a protein of 481 amino acids. The record is from RefSeq and is a predicted model, not a curated record. NCBI's taxonomy places the organism in Eukaryota, Viridiplantae, Streptophyta, Magnoliopsida, Fabales, Fabaceae. Gene Ontology annotation, biological process: amino acid transmembrane transport.
GUCUUUCAAUAUUGUUCCAAAUGACAGUUAAAAACUAUAUCGUAUAUCUAUAUAACAUUUUUGAUCUAUAUUAUAUUGUUUACUCAAAUUUGUCACACUCCAAAAAACAAUGUUGAAUUAAGCUACAAAAACAUAUAAAAUGGUGUCAUUGUUGUCUUGUUCUUCUCUUCCUUCAUUCUUCCAUACUCCAAGGAAUCAACAACUACUAUGUAAUAAGGUUGUUGUUUCUCCAUUUCAUCAAACUACACUUCAAUCCACUUCUUUGUAUCUUCAUUCUAAUUUGAAUAGAAACUUUCACAAAUGUUUCUCACAACAAAAACAAUCUCAAUCUAUCCAAGAAGAAGAAGAAGAAGAAGAAUCAUUUCAAUUGGAACGUUUGUUUUCAAACCUUAAUCAAGCCACUUUAAAGAGAGAACCUGGAAGUUUAUCUAGUGCAAUUUUCCUGGUUGCUGGCACUACUGUAGGUGCAGGGAUACUUGCAAUUCCUGCAGUUACACAAGAAUCAGGCUUCUUAGCAUCCACAGUUACUUGCAUUUUUUGUUGGGCAUUCAUGGUUGUGACAGGUUUACUCAUUGCUGAAGUAAAUGUCAACACCAUGUGUGAUCUCGGUUCUGAUGGUGUAUCAUUGGUAUCAAUGGCCAGAAGAACUUUAGGGACAGUAGGAGUUCAAAUUUCAUGUUGGUCUUACAUCUUCAUCCAUUAUGCCCUUCUGGUUGCUUAUAUAGCUCGUUCUUCGGAUAUCUUGACAAAUUUUCUCAGCAUUCCCACAUGGGAAAGUGCAACUUUGUUUUCAUUUAUAUUUGGAGCCAUAUGCUUCUUUGGAAGCCAGCGUUUCAUUGGCGCAAUUAAUGGAGUUCUGGUAAUUGGAAUCAUCAGCUUUUUUGCAGCCCUUGUGGCAGUUGCAAGUGGAAACUUGCAUUUGGAUGCUCUUUUAAAAGCCAAUUUCCAAGCAGUUCCUAUGAGUAUACCAAUUAUUGCACUCUCAUUUGUUUAUCAGAAUGUGGUACCUGUUCUUUGUACAAAUCUUGAAGGAGACUUGUUAAAAGUAAGGAGUGCUAUAAUACUAGGCACUGGUAUACCUCUUGUUCUCUUUCUAGUUUGGAAUGGUGUUAUCCUAGGAACUGUUGGUGACAAUCCAAUGGGAUUAGAUCCAUUACAACAAUUGAGAUCUUCAAAUGGAACAAUUGGACCUAUUGUUGAGAUCUUCUCACUUCUUGCAAUUGCUACAUCUUACAUUGGAUUUGUUUUGGGUUUGACAGACUUCCUUGCAGACUUGCUGAAUCUCCCAACAGGCCAGAACAGGCCUCUUCCAUACAUACUAACUUUAGUUCCACCCCUUAUACUCUCAUUAUUGGACCCUGAAAUAUUUUUUAAAGCCUUGGACUUUGCUGGAACUUAUGGAGUGUUGCUGCUUUUCGGAGUAAUUCCAGCUGCAAUGUCUUGGUCUGAUAGGAACUCAAAUUCAUCUUCAUCUGUGAAACUACCUGAACUAGUUCCAGGAGGAAGGAUAACCCUACUAAUGGUCCUUGGUAGUUCAGGAUAUGUUAUUCUAUCUGAAUUAUUUGAGAACUUGCAGCAUCUUUGAAAAAUAACCAUCAUAUCAUAUGAAGAUUUUCUUUCACCUUUUUGUUUAUUUCUGUUUGUAAUUAUUAUUACAGAAUAUUUAACCCUCACAGUAUAAAGUUACAUAAGGGGACACUUUAGAGAAAAGAGUCAUGUAUACAUAUAAAUAUUAUACCAAUUUUUAACUUUUGUCCUUAAAAACUAAGUUCCUUAAAUAUUGGAUGAAAUUUCUGCUCAAAUCCUUAA